ACAAUUGAAACCAUCCUGACCAACAGCGCCACCGUGUGGUGUGCCAGCUGCACAGCCGCUGAGCGACAAGACCUGCAUCGUGUGGUGAAGGCAGCCCAGCGAAUUGUCAGGAUGGAGCUCCCAGGACUGGACACCAUCUAUUCCAGCAGACUCAGGAGGAAAGCAAUCAGCAUAACCAGAGACACCGCACACCCCGGCCACUCCCUGUUUGACCCACUUUCAUCCAGAAAAAGGUUCAGGACACUAAAAGCCAGAACAAAUAGACUGAGGAACAGGUUCUACCCCAGAGCUGUGGCCUCCAUCACAUCACUUCCACAGAACGACGACUGAAACUGUGAGCACACACAAGGACUCAAAUACUUGCACUAACAGCACUUUGUGCAUUACUGUGAUAUUCUGGUGCUGCUGAAACUUAUUUUCUGCUACUUAUCUAUUUAAUAUUGUUUUUCUAUUACUGUCUUGUUUUUAUCUACCACUUUAUUUAAUUGCCUGAGAGGAAGCUAAACAGAGUUUCAUUGUAUCUAUGUAUAAUGACAAUAAUGAUAUUCAUUCAUUUGUUCAUUCAUUCAAAAUGAUUCUUUCGUGUCAAACUGAAAACAGAUUUCUCUAAAGUGACCUAAAUUAAUUACAACUAUAAAAGACAAAAUAAUUGAUUGCAUAAAUAUUCAACCCCCCCCCCUUAAUAUGACACACAAAAUUAUCAAUGGUGCAGACAAUUGGUUUUAGAAGUCACAUAAUUAGUUAAAUUAAGAUCUGUUUUUGGAGUCGUGUGCAGUCAAGGAGUUUCAAUUGAUUGUAGUAAAGAUACACCUGUAUCUGGAAAGUCUAUUUGCUGGUGAGUCAGUAUCCUGACAAAAACUACACCAUGAGGACAAAAGAACACUCCAAGCAACUCUGUGAAAAGGUUAUUGAAAAGCACAAGUCAGGAGAUGGAUACAAGAAAAUUUCCAAGUCACUGAAUAUAUUUUGAAGUACAAUUAAAUCAAUCAUCAUGAAAUGUGAAGAAUAUAGGACAGCUGUAAAUCUGCCUAGAGCAGACCAUCAUCAAACACUGAUUGACCGUCAAAAGAGGGGACUACAGUAGUGAGGGAGGCCACCAAGAGAUCUAUGACAGCUCUGGAGGAGUUACAAGAUUCAGUGGCUGAGAUGGGAGAGACUGUGCAUACAACUGUUGCCCGGGUGCUUCACCUGUUGUAGCUUUAUGGGAGAGUGGCACUGUUGAAAAAAACUCACAUGGAAUCUCAGCUAAAUUUUACCAGAAGACAUGUGGGAGACUCUGAAAUCAGCUGGAAGAAGGUUCUAUGGUCUGAUGAAAUCAAAAUUGAGCUUUUUGACCAUCAGACUAAAUGCUAUGUUUGGCAUAAGCCAAACACCACACAUCAUCAAAAAUACACCAUCCCUACCGUGAAGCAUGGUGGUGGCGGCACCAUGCUGUGGGGAUGCUUCACUGCAGCAGGCCCAGGAAGACUUGUUAAGGUAGAGGGUAAAAUGAAUGCAAAGUACAGAGAAAUCCUGGAGGAAAACCUGACUCAGUCUGCAAGAGAACUGUGACUUGUGAGAAGUUUUGUUUUCCAGCAAGACAAUGACCCCAAGUAUAAAGCCAAAGCUACACAGGAAUGGUUUAAAAACAACAGUUAAUUCCCAAGUCAGAGACCAGACCUCAAUCCAAUUGAGAAUUUGUGGCUGGACUUGAAAAGUGCUGUUCAUUCACGAUCUUCAUGCAACCUGACAGAGCCUGAGGAGUUCUGUAAAGAAGAAUGGGGAAAAGUUGCAGUGUCCAGAUGUGCAAAGCUGAUAGAGACCUGUCCACACAGACUCUAUGAUGUAAUUGCUGCCAAAGGUGCAUCUACUAAAUACUGACUCGAAGGGGGUGAAUACUUGUGCAAUCAAUUAUUUUGUGCUUUAUAUUUGUAAUUUAUUUAGAUAACUUUGUAGAGAUCAGUUCUCACUUUGACACGGAAGUCUUUUCCUAUUGAUCACUGUCAAAAAAACCAAAUUAAAUCCACUGCAAUUCAGUGCUGUAAAACAAUAAAACAUGAAAACCUCCAAGGGUGGGGGGUGGUGAGUACUUUUUAUAGACACUGUAACAUAAUAAUUACAUUUCUGGUCAAUAGUAACUCCAGGAAUAUUGAUGGGGUGACCUGUAUUGUGGUUGACUGCAGAUUACUAUGGCAUUCAUGGAAUCAGUGUCUGGACUAUAUAAUUAUUUUUGCAUGGUUGUAUUUUACUGAUAUCCUAUUUGUGCGUGGACUAAGCCUCCAGAUGCAGUGUUGCCUGUAUACAGCCACCAGAAGAGAGGCGUCAGAGCCAGACUUCCACUGGGGCAGUGUGGCGUGCUGUCCAGGCUGGACUUAGUGCUGCCCCUCCUCCAGUAUCUGCUCAGCAGAAAAUAAGCUGUAUUGUGGUCAACUGACAAUUUCUGCGGCAUUCAUGGCUCAGGUUUGGACUUCCUUAUGCGUGGCUGUAUCUUACCGAUAUCUUUAUGUGCUUGCUAUCUUGAAUGUGUGAUGUGUGCUUUGUGCUGUGUGUGACUGUUAGUACUGUGUUUUACACCUUGGUCCUGGAGUGAUGUUGUAUUUAUGGGUACUCAUGUAUGGCUAAAUGACAAUUGCACAGCAGUGUCUAUUGGCCAGACAGCUCACACGGUGGAAACACGCAUCCAGGAGGACAGGAGGUGUAUCCGUAUGGGUUACCCGGAGAAUUCGGCGGUAGCAGAACAUUCCAUUCACAAUGGCCAUUGGAUUGACUUCAAAGAAAAAGAAGAGUGCGAGCCUGAAAUAAGAAUAGUCAAUGGAAAACCAAAGAAAGUUCGAAAGCCCCGAACAAUUUACUCCAGCUUUCAACUGGCAGCUUUGCAAAGGCGGUUCCAGAAGACCCAGUAUUUGGCUUUGCCGGAAAGGGCCGAGCUGGCUGCGUCCAUGGGCCUUACACAGACUCAGGUAAAAAUUUGGUUUCAGAACCGCCGAUCUAAAUUCAAGAAAAUGUGGAAAAAUGCAGAAAUGCCCAAAGAACAGAAUCCCGGUGCCAGGGAAUCUCCGCCUUGCAGUUCUCCGCCAUCCUCGGUAGCAUGGGACCAUUCUCCACACCAGAGAAUUAACUGCACACAGAACAGCCCGGCCGCGGCCUUCUUAGGAAACUACUCCUGGUAUCCGGGUUCAAGUAGUGCUUCACAUUUUCAAUCAACCCCGAUUCUUCAGCACCAGUCUUCUGUAAGCGCAGGGACAAUGUACUGACCCGACGAUACCGUACCAUAUAUCGUCUGGUUCAACGAGACGCUGCCUAAAACUUUCUAAAACAGAGAAAAUAUGAGUUUUUUUAAAAAAGAACAAUCAUUACAGUACCAUCCUUUAUAACGUUUGUAUUAAUUGGUGCCUUUGCAAAUGACCUCAUUUUCUAUGUUUUUGAACUAACUGUGUGGUAUUUAUGACGAGUCGGGUCCGUGCUGUUAAAACGCCGAUCAUGGUUAUUCAGCUUGCAGUGUAGACGAUGGAAAAUUAUUUGUAAAUAAAUGCCUUCUUUCGUGCCGAACUACCUGAAUACGAAUGUGCAUCCAUUAGAUUGAUUGCUGUAAUACAAUAUAAUAGUUUUUUCCACUUUUUGUGUGUUACGUAGCUGUUCUAAUAAUAUCUGAUAUACUGUACCAGCGGUAUGUUUCUAUUGGUUCAACCCUGCAUUUAAAGCGUUUCGUACAAGGAGUUAAAUGUGCUACUGAUUUUUUUUCCCACUGAUAGAUGGGGUUGGGGGAUGCUAUUUUCUUUAUUUAUUUUAUAAAACAACGUCAGUACAAUGUUGUUUUAAUGAAAAGAAAUAUAUUAUUUAAAUAAAUGUUGUUUAAAUGUUAUUAUUGUUACAACUGUAAUCACGAACGCUUGA
Molecule: messenger RNA, 3873 nt
Organism: Hypanus sabinus (Atlantic stingray)
Lineage: Eukaryota; Metazoa; Chordata; Chondrichthyes; Myliobatiformes; Dasyatidae
Product: homeobox protein DLL-4-like
Exons: 3
Coding region: 2580-3233 (217 amino acids)
Biological process (GO): negative regulation of transcription by RNA polymerase II; cell differentiation; embryo development
Molecular function (GO): RNA polymerase II cis-regulatory region sequence-specific DNA binding; DNA-binding transcription factor activity, RNA polymerase II-specific
Source: RefSeq, a predicted model, not a curated record